AUGGGCCACGACGAUAAAAUAUGGCUCUACUGCGAGUCGGCGGACGACGACCUCACGAGCUACGAAGACGUCACGCUGGCACUCACGCUUCAGACAACCAUUAUCACCAAGGCACCAGACGAAGGCGCGCUGCGCCCCGGCGGUGCCCUCGACCUCUCAAGCCGCGAAGCCAUCGGGCUCUUGGGCCAGUACGUUGCCGUCUGCAUGAUCUACGGCCUCCUUCCGUCGCUCACCUACCCGCUCUUCACGCAGUACCUCAACUUUGACGGGUACCACUCGGCGUCGUACAGCGUGCUCGUCAACAUGUGCUGGUCGCUCAAGAUCUUCUUUGGCAUACUCACCGACUGCUUUCCGAUCGGCGGCUACAAGCGCAAACCGUACAUGCUACUCGGGUGGCUACUCUCGCUCGGCUCGAUUUGCGCCAUGAGCUUCCUUCCGUUUCCAUCUCCGUACCUCAGCCGCGGGCUCGCGCCAAAGUCGGACGCUGUCGUGCACCGCCUCCGCGCCGGCAACUUGACCGACCUCUCGCCCCACGAGCGAGCUCUGGUCAACGAAUCGGCGACCGAAGACGCGGCGCUUUGGAUCCUGCUCUCGUGCGUCUGCAGCUUUGGCUACAUCCUCGCCGACGUCUCGGCCGAUGCGAUGGUCGUGCAGUAUGCCCAGCGCGAGCCAAUGGCGAUCCGCGGUCGGCUCCAAUCGAUGAUUUACGCAACGCGGUUCGCAUCCUCCCUCGUGCCCCACGUCGUCAUUGGUUUUUGCAUGAACAGCUUCGAGUACGGCGGCGACUUUUCCUGGUCCAUGAGCCCCAACUACGUGUACGCGACGCUGCUUUUGCCAUGCGCGGUUGCCCUCUACUGCACGCUCUUCCUCAUUGUCGACGAGCGCACCGAGAAGCCUUAUUUGCCCGACUAUUUGGGUCGUCUCUGGGAACUCCUCCAGCUCCGUGUCGUGUGGCAGAUCUGCAUCUUCCGCUUUUGCAGCAACGUCUUUUUCAACUUUGACGCGACAGUCGUCCCGAUCAUCACGUCGACGUGGGCCGGUGUCGAACCCAUGGCCAUCGGUGUCUUUAGCGUCCUUAACGCGCUCUUCACUGCCGUCUGCAUCUACGCGUGUGGCAAAUGGGGUCUCCAAUGGAACUGGCGCGUCGCGAUCGCGCUCUCGACGAUCGCGAUUGUCGUGAUUGACGCCACAGUGCUCUACUGUACGACGUGGGGGCUGGCGCGAAAUCAGUACUUUUUUGUCGGUGGCUUCAUGCCCGACGUCUUUCCGACGGCGAUUCGGUUUGUCAUUUCGGCCUACUGCGCGGUGGAGAUUGCCGACGUUGGCAACGAAGGGGUCGUGCACAGUCUCGUCACAUCGAUCGUCAACCUCGCGACACCCGUCGCGACCGUGCUCUACAAGUACAUUGACUCGUUCUUUCACGUGACGCGCCAAGACAUUGUCGAUGACACGUACAACGUGCGCUUCCAAGUCACAAUGAUGCUCACGCUCUCGUUUGGUAUGAAAUUGCUCUCGCUCGCAUGGCUCGUCUUGCUGCCACCGCAAAAGGCCGCCGUCCAGUGGCUUAAGCAGCGCGGCGGCUCGAACGCCAUCGUUGGCGGCAUCGUCGUUGCCGUCUACGUGCUCGCCAUGGCCUUCUCCGUUGGCACCAACAUCAUGGCUCUGUACCUCUAUAACGGUCGCACCGUUUUGGUCGAUAUGGAGCUCGUGCGCAAGUCGUCCCAUGGGCUGCGCUACGCGCCAUCGUCUUCCAAGAAGAAGGCCAAUAUGUCGGUGAUGCCGUACUCUGGCUUGGGCCAAUUGUCGUCCGACGACGAAGUGGACGAGCAACUUCGCCGCGAAAGCCACGAAGGGUCCCCCACGAACUCUUCUCGGUGGGUGCCCCCCGCCACCCACCACCACAACAACCAAGAGACCGAGGUCUCCCCUCGGACGUCCUCGAUAUCGUCGUCCUUGUACGACCCCCCAAGCGAUCUCAAAGCGAGCCCUCGACAACGCCCGACGGACGACCCAGCGCGGGUUCUCAUCACUGUGCGCCGAAAGGUCACGUACGAAGCACGCGUCCGGCUUCACGCUGACAAGCCGCCUGUGUAUGUCGGUCGGUACAAGUCAGAGCAGUCGGCCCGCGAUGCAUGUGCCCGCCUUUUGCGAAAGGCGCACGAGAGCGCCGCCAAGUAA
Molecule: messenger RNA, 2178 nt
Organism: Saprolegnia diclina VS20
Lineage: Eukaryota; Oomycota; Saprolegniomycetes; Saprolegniales; Saprolegniaceae
Exons: 2
Coding region: 1-2178 (725 amino acids)
Source: RefSeq, a predicted model, not a curated record